Dictyostelium purpureum is the source of this 1071-nucleotide messenger RNA. RefSeq lists its product as uncharacterized. The record is from RefSeq and is a predicted model, not a curated record. NCBI's taxonomy places the organism in Eukaryota, Evosea, Eumycetozoa, Dictyosteliales, Dictyosteliaceae. The transcript has a single exon. Bases 1 to 1071 code for a protein of 356 amino acids.
AUGGAUAAAAAUACCUCAAGUAACCAAUUUAGGGUAAUGUCAAGUUGUGAGGAAAGUAAAAAAUGUUUCUGUGAUCCCUCUGUCCAUUACGAUUUUUGCAACUACCAGUUUUGUUCAAGCUUCUCUGCGAUUUAUUCCCUUUUUUACUUUUUGAUAGGAUUAUUAUAUGUAAAAUCAUUUUAUAAUAGAUUCAAGAAUCCUAAUAAAAAUUUUAAAUCACUAUCUAUUCCAACUCUAAAUAUAAUCGGUAGUUUCUUAUUAGUGGCAAAGCAAAUACUCCAAUUUUUUGUAAUUCCAUCAACUAUUAUACACUCAGGGUUAUAUAUGGCGGCUAUUUCCUGUAUCAUUUCAUCUUACAUGUUGACAGCUGUUUUUUUUUUAAGGGACGAUGUAUUGUCAAAGAAGAUAUUUGGUAGAAUUAAGAAAUAUAAAUACUAUAUCGAAGCCCUGUUGUUAGUUUGGUAUAUAUUACAAGUUUUCUUAUUUGUAUUUGGUGUUACUUGGAAGGCAACAAAUAUUAUAAUAUUAAUUUAUAUUUUAAUUUUGUUAUUGUUGUUUUUUAUAGUCGGUAUUGUUAUUUAUAAAAAAAAAAGUCAAAACUGCAACGUUCAAGGUCUUGAUCCACACUUAUUUAUAAAGUUCGAUGUGUUCUUCUUAUUCUGCUUCCUAUUUAUUUUGUUUGGAAUAUUUUCUUUGCUUAUAGGGAUUUUUGGUACCAGUUUCAAUAACAAAGAAGAAACGAGUAAAGUUUUCUUUGUCCUUUAUAGAUUAGUAAUUCUUUUAUAUUACAGUUUGCCUUUGGUAUUUAACGACGGACAUGGUGUUAUAUUAUUAAAAGUAUUUAAAUGUUUUGCCACUAAUAUUGAACCAAUUGAACCAAUAGAUUAUAAUAAUUUGCGUAGAUAUUCAAUAGAUUAUUCCAAUAUAGAAUAUUAUCAACAACAAAUACAACAACAAAAUAAUAGUAAUAAUAAAAAUACAGCGACAGAAUCAAAUGAUAGCUAUAGUGCAGAUGAAAAAUUUAGUAAUGAUAGAAAUUCAACAUCGAGUUCAUAUCAGGUAGAAGCAUAG